Molecule: messenger RNA, 7548 nt
Organism: Neoarius graeffei (lesser salmon catfish)
Lineage: Eukaryota; Metazoa; Chordata; Actinopteri; Siluriformes; Ariidae
Gene: apc2
Product: APC regulator of WNT signaling pathway 2
Exons: 14
Coding region: 1-7548 (2515 amino acids)
Biological process (GO): pattern specification process; cell migration; negative regulation of microtubule depolymerization
Cellular component (GO): cytoplasmic microtubule; catenin complex; beta-catenin destruction complex
Molecular function (GO): gamma-catenin binding; microtubule binding; beta-catenin binding
Source: RefSeq, a predicted model, not a curated record
AUGUCCAACUCGGUGGCCUCCUAUGACCAGCUGGUGCGGCAGGUGGAGGAUCUCCGCAAGGAGAACUCGCACCUGCGCCGCGAGCUGGAGGACAACUCACACCAUUUAUCCAAACUGGAAAAUGAGACCUCUGAUAUGAAGGAGGUUCUAAAGCAUCUGCAAGGCAAACUGGAGCAGGAAGCCUGCACUCUCGCCUCGUCGGGGAGAGCGGAUGUGCUUGACCAGCUGAAAGAGCUGCAUAUGGACUUGACCAAUUAUUAUGAGCUCAAAUACCAGCCACACAACCUGCGUGCAUUCCCAGAGACCAUGGCCAACCAAACGAAUGACGGGGAGGACAGAAUGCAACUCCCAUCAUCCAGCAUGAGCAGAUCGAGGAGCUCCAUCUGCUCAUCAUCUCACCAGUGCUCCUCCGUGUCUGGUGAGGGUACGGCCGUGCACCCUACACACCUCCACCCAGCUGUGACAGGAGAGGGCCGUGCCACUGCCCAGCAUCUAGAGGAACUCCGUAAAGAGAGGACUACACUGCUGAAUGAAAUUGAGAAAGAGGAGAAGGAGCGCCGCUGGUAUUAUUCUCAGCUGCAGGGGCUUUCACAGAGACUGGCAGAGCUGCCUCGAAUUGACACAUUCUCCAUACAAAUGGACCUUAUUCGCCAGCAGUUAGAAUUUGAGGUCCAGCAACUGCGCUCAGUCAUGGAGGAACGUUUUGGGACCAGUGAUGAAAUGGUUCAGAGAACACAGAUCCGUAUGACCCGUCUAGAGCAGCUGGAUAAGGAGCUACAGGAGGCACAAGGCGUGCGCUGUCCCCAGGAGAAGAAUGGCCAAUCAGAGAAUCAAAAUGUUGACAGCCUUUCCAAAGCAUCAGCGCCUGAAAUAGAAACUGGAGCAAGCACUAGCACUAUGGAGGCACCUGGAGAAGCCGGGAACAAAGUGGAGAUGAUGUUCUGGCUGUUGUCUAUGCUAGCCUCUAGAGAUCGAGAGGAGAUGUCCCGUGUCUUGCUAGCCAUGUCCAGCUCACAGGAAAGCUGCAUUGCUAUGCGCAAGUCUGGCUGUGUCCCAUUGCUUGUGCAAAUACUGCAUGAUGUAAGUACUGGAAAGACUCCCGAUGCCACAGGCUGCAGCCGAGAGGCUCGAUCCCGGGCUAGUGCUGCUCUACACAACAUUGUGUACUCACAACCUGAUGAGGGCCAAGCACGGCGUGAGAUGAGGGUACUGCAUGUGCUGGAGCAGAUACGCUCACACUGUGAGAAUGGCUGGGAUUGGAUUGAGAACCAUGUAGGAACCCCAUCACCUACUGGUACAAAGACCACAGAUAUCCCAGAGCCCCUAGAUCCCCAGAUUUGCCAGGCAAUUUGUGCCAUAAUGAAACUUUCCUUUGAGGAGGACUAUCGAAGGGCCAUGAAUGAACUUGGUGGACUCCAGGCGAUUGCAGAGCUUAUACAAUUAGAACAGGAACUAUAUGGUAUGCAAAAUGAGCCUAUGAAUAUGGCACUGCGAAGAUACGCUGGGAUGGCGCUCACUAACCUUACAUAUGGAGAUGUUGUAAAUAAGGCCACACUUUGCUCUAAGAAAAGCUGUCUUCAAGCCAUUGUUGCUCAACUGGCAUCUGAUAGUGAGGAGUUACAUCAGGUGGUGUCAAGUAUUCUUAGGAACCUUUCAUGGCGUGCUGACAUCACCAGUAAGAGAGCCCUUCGUGAUGUUGGCAGUGUAUCAGCACUAAUGACCUGUGCACUUCAGGCUACAAAGGAAUCCACCCUAAAAAGUGUGUUAAGUGCUUUAUGGAAUUUGUCAGCACAUAGCACUGAAAAUAAGAUGGCAAUUUGCUCCAUUGAUGGUGCUCUAGGAUUUCUGGUCAGUACUCUUACAUACCAGUGUCAGACCAACUCCCUCGCAAUCAUUGAAAGUGGUGGAGGUAUCCUGCGUAAUGUAUCCAGUCUUAUUGCUACCCGUGAUGAUUACAGACAAGUCCUCAGAGAUCAUAACUGCUUGCAGACUUUGUUACAACACCUGCGUUCACACAGUUUAACAAUUGUGAGCAAUGCAUGCGGAACUCUGUGGAAUCUGUCUGCCCGAAGUCCAAAGGACCAAGAAUUACUGUGGGACCUCGGAGCUGUUAGCAUGCUACGUAAUCUCAUUCAUUCAAAGCACAAGAUGAUAGCCAUGGGAAGUGCUGCUGCUCUGAGAAAUCUCCUCACCAACCGUCCACUCAAGUAUAAAGAUAUCGCUGUUAUAUCUCCAGGUUCCUGCAUGCCCUCACUUUAUAUGAGAAAGCAGAAAGCACUAGAGGCUGAGCUAGAUGCAAAGCACCUGGCAGAAACAUUUGAUUCAAUUGAGAAGCAAAGCCCAAGGCAUAUGAACAUUAACAAGCCUCUACGACAUAUUGAAAGCUUGGCCAAGGACUAUGCCUCAGAUUCUGGAUGUUUUGAUGAUGAUGAGGCCCCAAAUGUUUCAAGUAGCAUAGAAACAGGAACAUUUUCCAUGUUGUCUAUGUUUUUGAAUAACUCAAACUUCCUUCAGAAUCAGCCCCGCAGGAGAGAAGGAGAACCUGAGAGAGAUAUGGAGUCAUUACAAACAGAGGAUAAAAGGACACAACCUCCUGAUGAUGAAGUGACCAUGGCAGCUGACAAAUUAGCAAAAAAGAUCACCAACACUGUGGCUAAAAUUGAUAAGCUAGUGGAAGAUAUUACCAUGCACACAUCCUCAGAGGAUAGCUUUAGUCUCAAUUCUGAGGACCAUUUUGCAGAUUGGAAUUAUGGACCUGAUGAUCUCCACGAGGCACGAGCUAAACUAUGUUCCCCCUGCCGUCUUUCUGAUAAUUCAUUCUCACACAAAGACCAUCUCAGCAAAGCCCAUGCUCGGUUACGGCUAAAAACAGUGAACUCAACUUUAUCCAAUGACAGCCUUAACAGUGGUCGCAAUAGUGAUGGCUGCUGUAGUAGUAAUGAUCAGAUUCAAAGUUCCAUAAAGCCAGCAGAACAAAGACGUCCAAACAAGCUUGAGCUCAACGUAGCUCACAAGGAAUUGCUAAAUAGUGGUGCCACUUUAUCCAAAUUAAUAUGUCAGAAUGAGAUACCUGAGAGAGAUUCUGACAUGGCAAAAGAUUUAAAAUUGCCUGACUGCAGCACAGAAGAAGAAAAGGGCCAAGAACCUCUUAUAGAGACACCAGCAACUGUAUCAACCAGAGUAUCUUCUGAUGCCAGUAUACCUACCAUAAAACUCUCUCCUUCCUAUCAACAUGUUCCACUAACCCAGAAUGGCAUGUUUGGUACUGUCAAUGGUCAGGCAUCCCAGGCAGUGAAAAAGCAAGCAUGGAUCCCCACUGGAACAACUGGAGAAAAUAUGAGCAAGUUCUCUCCUAUAUGCUCUUCAAGAAGCCCAAUUGGUCAACUAGAGACACCACAGAAGUACUCAGUGGAGAAUACACCAAUCUGCUUCUCACGUUGUAGCUCUCUGUCCUCUCUUUCUUCUGGUGAUGGAGACCUCGAUGGACAAAGUGAAAAUGAUUUAGAAAGUGACUCAUCUCUUGAAAUAAUUGAGGUGGAAGAUGGUGAUAUAAUUAAGAAGGAAGAAGAAGAUGAAACACUUGAGGAUCUCAGUGAUAGUCAACUUCUUAUGACUGACCAGAAAACUUGUCCCACUACUAGCAGUACUUCUGAUCCCAUUGAGAUUCCAAUGAGACAUGAAAAGACGUUUCUUAGGGAAGCAGUAGCAGUCAUACAUGAGGACAGGACUCCAUCCAGUUCCUCUGAGAACUACCUUCAUGAGACUCCACUUGUGAUGAGUCGUUGUAGCUCUGUAAGUUCACUGGGUAGCUUUGAGUCCCCAUCGAUUGCCAGUUCUAUACAAAGUGAUCCUUGUAGUGAAAUGAUAAGUGGAACUGUGAGUCCAAGUGAUCUCCCAGACAGCCCAGGACAAACCAUGCCACCAAGUCGCAGUAAGACUCCAUGCUGUGCUGAAGCAAGUGGACAAGAGCAGCAAAAUAUUGGUGGUAUUGGAGGCCAGUGGGAAAAUGGCUUGCGUAAGUUCAUGGAAAUUGCUGACUUGAAGGAAAGGUUUAACUUGCCACAAGACCUAGAUACAAUGAUCUACUUCACUGUUGAAAAACCAUUAGAGAACUUUUCUUGUGCAUCUAGUCUUAGUGCCCUUCCUCUGCAUGAGCACUAUGUUCAAAAAGAUGUAGAGCUUAAACUUACUCCUUUGUUAAAUCAACAAGACAGUGAUCCAGUAUAUUCUGGUAAGAGGAAUGCUGCUGAUUAUUCGUCAUGUAUGGAUCAAGAUCAGUACAGUGAAGGCAACUCAGAUGAUGACAUUGAAAUUCUCAAAGAAUGCAUCAAUUCAGCCAUGCCCUCGAGGUUUAAGAAAGUAAGACCCACUAUAAUGUCUACACUUCAGUCAAACCAAGUACUUAACACCCAAGCUCGAAGAUCUGUGCAGUUACCAGUGUACAUGGUGCUCCAGAAUAACAACAAUCAGAUGUGUUCUGGGCGGAAGGUUGGAAUGUCUGCAAAAGAUAUUCAUCAUGAUGAUUCUUCAUACACUGAUUCCGCUGAAGGUACUCCUGUUUACUUCUCAAGUACCACUUCCUUAAGUGAUGAGACUCUUCAAUACCCCAUCAAAAUGAAAGGGUCAAGAGAUUGGCGUUCCAGAAAUAAAGAGACACAGGAGCUUAUUGAUACGGAGGCAAAAAGAAUUGAAGAGUUACGUCUAUUUUCUCGUUUCCAUAAAUCAUCUAAAAUGGCAUCUCAGUCUGAAAUAGUAACAAACCAAAUGAACAAAACCGUUAAACAUAUGACUCCUACCCAAAGAUUACUUAUACAAAGUAAAGAAAUGGCAGCAAAGAUGACUCAGCAAAGAGUUCAAAGCCAAUCCCCAAACAGACAAAUACAAAAGCAGGGACAGAGUCUGUCACAAAGUAUGCCCCAUAUAGCGCUUCCAAUCAGAAAACAAAGUAAAGAGGUGUACCAAAGUCAGAAAUCGUACUCUAGAAGUAAAGUACAAGAAACUGCAGCUUUUCAAUCAAUGCAUCAUCCAGCAGCAACAGAGGAAGCCAUGUACGGCUUCCACAAUAAUGAUAUGGCUAACAGUGAUGGGAUGAUGGCAAGAAGCAGACAGAAGCAAUUUAACAAUUUAAACAAAACUAACGUAGGUCUCCACUAUGCUAAUUCAAAAGGUCGGGUGGACAAUUUCCAGAGACAUGGGUUUCACCGAAUCAAACAAAAUCUAAUUAUGGAAGAAGCACCACCAUGUUAUUCUCUCAGCUCAUCUCUCAGCUCUUUGAGUGAUGUAGAGAUGUUUGAGGAACAGGGGAAAACUCAGCAUGUAAAGUUGAGAAAUAAAUACAACGUAAUAUCCAGCACAGGUCAGUGUACCCCAAAAGCCCAGCAAGGCCAAAAGAAAUAUGAAGACAACACUUCACCAAGUUCUGUCAGCCUGGACUCAGAAGAUGAUCUUUUGCUAAAAUGCAUAACAUCUGCUAUGCCAAAGCAAAAGAAAAAACAAGCUAGCAGAAAACGAAAAGUAGAGGGUAAACAAAAACAGAAAACUUCUCAAAAGGAAACUGGGCAUUGGGAUCCUGAAGAUGAUCUGGACAGUGAAGAAAUGGCAUCUGAUUCAGAGCUCAACAGUGUUGACUGGCAGGCAAUACAAGAGGGUGCAAAUACAAUAAUCACAAAGUUACAAGCCUCAAAGUCCCAGGAACCAUCAUCAGAAUCAGAUUCUGUUCUUUCAUUUAUAUCUGGAUCUAGCUUUACCCCAAAGCCUGACAUCAAUGACAAGAAGAAGGCGGUCAAAGAAAACAAAAAGGCAAAUAAGCCGCUUGAUUUUGCCCCACGUAAACCAGUACCAAACUUGCCUGUAGUCUUCAGAGGAAGAACAGUGAUAUACACGCCUAAGAAAGAGAAAAUGCUUUCACAGCGGCCACCACCUAAGAAGGUGAUGCCUAAACCUGAUGGCCCAAAAAAUCCUUCCUUAGCUCAACACCGGUCCAGAAGUCUUCAUAGGUUGGGGCACCUUAGUGACUCUACUCCAUUAUCAUUACCCAAGAGAAGUUCAACUCCUCCUGCCAGGAUUCCAAAGAGUUCCUCAUCAGGAUCGUCUCAAAGUUCAACUCCCUCAAGGCAACCUCAGAAAAAAGUAAACCCCCCUACCCAAACCUUUAAACAAAAUCAGAAAACAGUGACCUCAGAUCCAGACAGUCCACCAGACAAAAAAAGAGGGACUUCCAUGUCCAAUCAAAACCCACGAUCUACUGACAACAAAACGCAGAAAUCUCCUGUCAGAAUACCAUUCAUGCAGAAUUCAUCAAAGCAGUCAAGAGCAAUCUCACCAUUGGUAACCAACCAACUUACUAGCAUUAGUAGACAAAAUAGUCAGUUAUCAGGGAAGAGAAUUUCACCAGCCAGUCGACUGGAUUUAGUUCGCAUGGCUUCUGCUCAUUCAUGCAGUGGUGAAUCAGAUCACAAUGGUUUCCUUAGACAACUUACUUUUAUCAAAGAAUCAAGACAGAAUGCUCCUUGCUCACGAUCUGUUCCUCCAUCCAAACAUGUAUCUCCUCGAAGAACAUGUCCGGGAAGCCCAGCAGUUUUCUUAUGUUCUUCUCGCUGCCAAGAGCUGAAGCCUGCAGCACAAGGUCCAAGAAGCAUGCAGGGACCCCAAGGGCCAAGGAAUGGUCAUGAGCAAGGCAUCCUCAAGCAGAGCAUGGCUCUACCAAGGGCAAACUCCAGUGAUAGGAACUUCACAGUGAAACGUCCAGCCAGGAGAACAAAUUCAGAAAGUCCCUGCAGGGUGCCGCAGAGAACUGUACCUGAGCCAAAUCUAAAGGAGACAAGAGAGGAGACAUUCAAAAGGUAUUCUUCCUCCCCCAGUAUAAAUAUCUUAAGUCGUGUUACCAGUCGCUCCUCAUUGCGCUCAUCAUCUUCAGACUCAAGUGUCAAGGCCAAGAGUGAGAAGGACACAAAACAAAGGCAGAAUAGACCUGGGUCAUGGAAUAAUAACAAUAAAGUCACCUGGAGGAGAAUCCGUGAUGAAGAUGUUCCCCAGAUAUUAAAGAGCACUCUCCCACCUACUGCACUCCCUCUGGUGCCGUCCCCUGAAGGACACAAACCAAUGCCGCCACCACUUCCAGGAAAAUUGCCAACAAUUACACUUAUAUCACGCAAAACAAGUGAUGCAACAGUUCAAACAGAGGACCUAUCAACCAAUAAAACCAACUCAAGCACAUCACCUACGAUUGAAAAUGGUUCUGUGAUUUCAGAAGAGGUCACUAAGAUGGCCCUUCUCAGAAGAAUCAGCCUGGCUUCUGGGAAUAACUUGCAAGAUGGAGAUUCUGAUGGAUCCCUCAAAAAUUACAGCACAGCUUCCACUUCAACCUAUCAAUCAAUGGAGACCAGUCAUAGUGGGGUCAUAGGUCCUUUCCGUCAGAGCGCUCCCAGCAAGGCCGUCAGAGUCACUCCAUUCAACUAUGUCCCCAGCCCUAUGGCCUAUUGCUCUCAAGAAACACAGAGCCAAGCACCAACAAUCCCUGAGAAGUCAGGUGAAAAACUUGAAUCGUAG